UCUGUUCCUAUGAACAGAACACAUUGCAUGUGGAAAUUAUUAAAAAAUAGUUUUUGAAUGUAAAGAUAAAGCUGAAACUACGGCUUGGUUAAUUAAAAUAAAUACAUUUUUAUAACUCACUUAAAGUGGAAUUCUUAACAUUUGUAUUUUUUGUACAUAAUCACAUCGGAUAGCACAUACAUACAUUUGCUCAGUUCUUUUAAUUUCAGAGAAAUUUCGGGAAGCAAUACACCAAUAUAUUUCCAGAAUCAAAUGGUUGAGUGACGUCUUAUUUUAGUGGGUCCAAAAUCGCCCCAGAAAUCGUCUAUGCAACGGCUAAGCUAACCGUUUGGCGAUUUCUUACACAACUAACUCUAGGAAUAGACAUACGUAAUGCAACAAGCUAUACCAACUUUAUCAACACAAUCAGAUAUAGAUAAAGUCAUGCAGCCCCAUUCAGCACAAAAUAUGAUUUUGCCAGCCAAUAAAAAGUCCAAAAAGUAUGAUCAACAGGUGCCAACUUCAAAGCCACAAUCUCUUCAGCAGCCUCUUCAACAGCAACAUAGCCAUCCCACUGCACAGCCUCAGUUUCAGAUAAAUAAGGCAUACAAUGUGGUCUCCAUUCUUAAGGCAUCAGCGCAGAACGCUCAGCAGUCCCCACACUUGACGAAUCAGCCGCAUCCACCAAUCCAUCACCUUCAGCAAACACACCAGCAUCAACAAAGCUAUGCAAACGUUGUAAAUAAAAACUUCUCUGCGUCUGAGCCAGUAAGAGCCCAGUCAUCGGUUAUAUGUAACGGUUCAAGCAUAUUGACAGUAAAUGGUACUCAACUGAAUUCGGGAGAUUUGAAUUCUACUGCCAUUUAUAACAUAUCAAGUUACCGAAAAUUAACUGGAAAUCUAGAUGGGAACGUUUGCUUUCUUAAUAUACCGGACAUUACAAAAAAUGGCAACAUCGGUGGGACAACAGUAGUAUCAAAUAAGUCCAUCGUUGGAGUCGGAAAUGAAAAAAGUUCUUGUACUGGAGUUAGUAUUAACAACCAAAUAGUAUUGCCUAAUGCGCACAUAGGAACUUCUAUGGGAAUAGCUCUUGGAACGACAACAGCAGGCACAAGCUACAUACGCGACAAAAAUAUCGUUGGCUUAAGCGUCAAUUGUGUUAAUACUAGUAAAAAGUAUGAUUUCAAUAACAGUAGUUUGCUAUCAAAUAAUAGUUUCCAGGCAUCUACAACAGAGUAUGUUUCAACGGGAAACAACAAUUCUGGAAAUACCCGAUCUAAUCCACAAAGUGGCGGAAUAUUUCGAGGACCACCAUCUACGCCAAAUGCCCCAAGAGGUGCUAGUGGAGGAGCAACACGCCAUGUUCAUGUACAACCCAUGUAUUCACAACCCCUUCACCAGAACAUGGUGCUACAACAAUACACACAAUAUAACCCGCGACAACAAACAUUUCCAACUUCUCAUUUGCAAUAUGCACCCGCCCCAAUGCCGUACUACCAGUACCAAUACGUCCCAACUCUUCAGCAACAGCCGCCACAUACUCGUAGUGCUGUUACGGUGAAUACGAACGUCAAUGUGGGAAACAAUUUGCAGCCAGUGCAGUCUGGACCCAAUGGACCUCUCCCUGGUCCAGGGGCUACCUCGUCGCAACUUCAAUUGCUCACAAGCACAGUGCAGCCAGGAGCAAGCACUGUAAUGGGCGUUGGCGGUCCUGGUAGUACGAUGGGUCAAGUGGGUGUGCCCCCAAUGGUUGGAGUUGGUGUAAUGCCAGCAAGUGUGCAACCGCAGUCUGUGCAGCCUGCAAGCCGGCGCCGGCAUCAGCAUCGUUUGCAAAUAAUCGACCCGACGACUAAAAAAAAUAUAUUAGACGAUUUUGAUAAGACAAAAUCAAACACAGACAAUGACUUUUCCGAUCAGGUAAUCUCCACAAACACACCAGCAACUGUCCUUUCAGAAGGUCCAAUACGUAUUCCACAGCAAGAUAGUUUUGGUAUAAAUACAUCAUCACAAGGAUCAGAAUCAAUGACUAAUGCGUCUUAUAGCCCCAUUGAAUCAACCCCAAUAAGUCGCUCCGAUGUUGGGCAGACGCCAAUCGUAUCCGCGAUGUCUGAUGCGCCUUCAGUUGAAAUAUUACCCACUCCCCAAAGAGGAAGAAGCAAAAAGAUUCCUAUAAUGUCUCCUAAAAAUGUAUCUGAGUCCAUAGCUGCUCCAAUCACUGAUGAAACUGAUGAUGCAGGGUCAACACCGAUAUCGGGAGCCACUAAGGAAACUGUGCAACCGAAUUUUCCCCAUCAAAAUUUACACAUAUCCGAGUCACCGAAACAGAAGCAAACGGUAUCAAAUAUUGAGAUUACAACCGAUGUGCCAACUGUUUUAAAGGAAACAAAUAUUGCUGAGUUGGAGUCCAGUGUAUCCUCCGAAAAUCUUUUAACUGGGUUUCAAGCUGUCAAUGCCAAUGUCAAGAGUCCACAGUCAUCGAAUUUUUCUGCCGAUCCUGAAAAUGCUAGUAUUGACAAAUCAUCACCUACGAACUUUUCCGCAGAUUCUCCCGUUAUGCACGCACUUCUAGAAAAUACUGAGUCGACCGAAAUAUUAGAAAAUUCUACUACAGAAAGAUUCAAAGAUAGCCAAAGCGGAGAGAAACCAACUCAUCAAGAACUAAGUUUAAGAAAUGUCCCAGAUGAGACUGAAAUAUCCUCUAUGGCAUUAAAAGAAGUAAAUAGUUUGGAUAAUCGCCAAACUCAAGCAGCAUACCCUAUAAAGCCAAAACACAAUGUUUCAGAAGAUAUCUCAAGAGAGUCAGCAAUAAAGUCAAUUCCAACGAAUAAUACAGGAGUAGAUGUAGAUCUCCAGUCAGAUUCUAAUCCAGAUCCCAAGCCAGAGACUACCCUUGACGAUAAACAGGACUCUGAUAAUCUGAAACAUAAAGGGUCCCCAAAAACUUCAUCUAUCAUAAACUAUAAUGAGGGUCAAUGGUCACCAAACAAUCCAAGCGGAAAAAAACAAUACGACCGAGAACAGUUAUUGCAGUUACGCGAGGUAAAGGCCUCACGUAUACAACCAGAGGUGAAAAAUGUGUCUAUUCUUCCUCAACCAAACUUAAUGCCAUCAUUUAUACGAAAUAACAACAAUAAUAAGCGCGUACAAUCGAUGGUUGGUAUGAUUGGCAAUCGUAGCAGUGAAUCGGCUGGAAAUUAUAUUGGUAAACAAUUGUCUAUGUCAGGCGUGCAAAGUGGUGGCGGUAGAAGCAGUUUGAAAGGUAUGAUACAUGUAAAUCUAUCAUUAAAUCAAGAUGUAAAGCUAAGUGAAAAUGAAAAUGCAUGGCGCCCUCGCGUCUUAAAUAAAUCUGAUAGUGAAAGCGACGCGAAAUCUGCGCACGAAAAAAAUGAGUUGGUACGUCGCGUUCGGGGUAUUUUAAAUAAGCUUACCCCUGAAAGGUUCGACACACUUGUUGAGGAGAUUAUAAAAUUGAAAAUUGAUACACCAGACAAAGUGGACGAAGUAAUUGUGUUGGUAUUUGAAAAGGCCAUUGAUGAGCCAAACUUUUCUGUGUCUUAUGCCAGACUAUGUCAACGGCUGGCUGCGGAAGUAAAGGUAAUAGACGAGCGUAUGGAAAGCGAAAAUAAAUCUAAUUUGGCGCACUUUCGAAAUGCAUUGUUAGAUAAAACUGAACAGGAAUUCACCCAAAAUGUUUCACAAAGCACCGCAAAGGAAAAAAAGUUGCAGCCAAUUGUGGAUAAAAUAAAGAAAUGUACCGAUGCAAAUGAGAAAGCGGAACUUGAGGCAAUUUUGGAAGAAGAAGAACGAAAAAUAAGAAGACGAUCCGGAGGGACAGUACGAUUUAUUGGCGAACUCUUUAAGAUAUCUAUGUUGACUGGCAAAAUAAUAUAUUCUUGCAUUGAUACACUUCUUAACCCCCAUUCUGAAGACAUGCUUGAGUGUUUAUGCAAGCUGCUCACAACUGUGGGUGCUAAAUUUGAAAAAACGCCAGUAAAUUCCAAAGACCCGAGUCGGUGUUAUUCAUUGGAAAAAUCGAUCACCAGAAUGCAGGCCAUCGCAUCAAAAACAGACAAAGAUGGAGGCAAAGUAAGCUCGCGAGUGCGAUUUAUGCUUCAAGACGUUAUUGAUUUGCGUAAGAAUAAAUGGCAAACUUCGCGGAAUGAGGCACCAAAAACUAUGGGACAAAUUGAAAAAGAGGCAAAGAAUGAACAGCUUUCUGCACAAUAUUUUGGUACACUUUCCAGUACUACACCCGGAGGAUCGCAGGGCGGAUCUGGUAAACGAGAUGACCGUGGCAACUCUCGAUACGGUGAAUCUCGUUCAGGUAGCGCGUAUGGUGGCAGUCACAGUCAACGUGGUGAUAAUGGAAACCUUCGACACCAGCAGCAAAACAAUAGUGUCGGGGGUGCCGUUUCUGGAGGUGCUGGCCACUCCAAUGGAAACAAUGAUGACAAUACUUGGCAUGUGCAGACUAGCAAAGGUAGCCGCUCUCUAGCGGUUGACAGUAAUAAACUGGAAGGUCUGUCUAAACUUUCCGAUCAAAACCUAGAAACAAAAAAGAUGGGUGGAUUGACGCAAUUCAUUUGGAACAACGAAACGACAAAAUUAUCUUCGGCGCCGGCACCAACCCCAUCCAAUCCGUUCGCUGUGCUCUCAUCCCUCAUCGAUAAAAAUAGUAGUGAUAGAGAUCGCGAUCGUAGUGGACCCAGAAACAAGGGGUCAUAUAACAAAGGUUCUAUGGAGCGCGAUCGUUAUGAUAGAGGUAUGCAUUCGAGAACUGGAUCAUCUCAAGGAUCACGGGAAAACUCAUCCUCCCGCGGUGGUCAGCAGGGUCGAACCUUAUUGAGUUCAUCAGUUCAAAAGUCUGCUAGUCAUUCAAAAUACACACAACAGGCACCACCUUCACGGCAUACUGUAAAAGCGCAGUCAUCAUUGGGCAGCUCUAACGUUAACACAGGUCCACUGUACCGUGGAAGUGAGCAGCAAUCAACUGCAACCUUUUCGCAGACCACUCGUUCUGUUGCUCCUGCGGCAGUGUUUAAUGAAGCUAGCGAAACAGAUAUUAAACUUAUUAAGUCUGUUGUCUCAGAAAUGAUAGAUCUGUCAGCAGCCUCUAAAGCAGUCACGCCCGUUGUAGUUUCGUGCAUAAAACAAAUACCAGAGAAACUACGCUGCAGUUUUAUUUAUUAUAUAUUGACAGAUUAUUUGCAUUUAGCAAAUGUAGGUAAACAGUACAGGCGGUAUUUAUCUAUUGUCGUGUCCCAACUUAUUCAGCAAAAUUACAUCUCUGUCGAUCACUUGAGACUGGCGUACAACGAAUUUACCGUGUAUGCAAACGAUUUGAUUGUUGAUAUUCCAGAGCUUUGGCUAUAUAUUCUUCAAUUUGCCGGGCCACUAAUUGUAAAGAAAAUAUUGACUAUAUCAGAUUUGUGGAACAACAAUUUAAAAGAAAAUAGCCCAUCAAACGUCGCUAAAAAGUUCCUUAAAACAUACUUAAUGUAUUGUACACAAGAAGUUGGACCAAAUUUUGCUCGGAAUAUGUGGAUCAAGUUUAACCUAAAAUGGUCAGAUUUUAUGCCUGAAAAUGAAGUUGCCGACUUUAUUAAAUUCAACAGACUGGAGUAUGUGGAGAACGAAUCAAAAUCACCAGUGAUUGAUCUAAGAGAGACUCCAGAAAAGCACGUUAAAAAUGUGAUAGACCAUAUUGAGCACUUACUGAAGGAAGGAACGACGCCGGAUUGCAUUAUUGAUUAUAGUAACGGAAAUAUAAUGGUGGUUGAUAAGUUGUUUAUCAGAGGAUUGACGGAAACAUUGAGUAAUUUCUCGAUACACUACAAAGAAAACAGCUACAAGCUUGAGUCCGAAACCUUCCAAAAGUUUUGCAUACCGGUUCUGCAGAGAUACAUUGAUUCUAACGAAGACCAUCAACUUGAAUGUUUAUAUACUAUGCAGCUCUUAGUCCACGGUUUGGAGCAUCCAAGAGGAUUGCUAAGUGAACUAAUUGGCGAGCUAUAUGAUGCCUUUGUAAUACAGAAGGAAUCACUCUGCAAGUGGCGCGAUUCAAAGGAUCAGUCUGCUGGCAAGGGAGUAGCUGUAAAAAGUCUUAAUCCUUUCUUUAACUCGUUAUUGAACGAUGAAGCUAACUAAAACCGCGAAGUUUCUGACCUAGACAGAAUAACUUUUAAAAUUUGUAAAAAAAAAUAAAUUACUACAGAGUUGGAGGGUGAAGAAAGUUCAUUAACAGUUAUAUACUGUAAAUGAUUUCGAUAUGGACUUAUUCAAUAGCGAUUCUGGUUCAUGCAUUAAAAGUAUAUGCAACAAUAUAAAAGUGUAUAACAUAUGUAAAAUAAAGCGAUCCUAAAACAAAUAUAGAAGUAUAA
Molecule: messenger RNA, 6359 nt
Organism: Drosophila yakuba
Lineage: Eukaryota; Metazoa; Arthropoda; Insecta; Diptera; Drosophilidae
Gene: eIF4G1
Product: eukaryotic translation initiation factor 4 gamma 1
Exons: 17
Coding region: 373-6126 (1917 amino acids)
Cellular component (GO): eukaryotic translation initiation factor 4F complex
Molecular function (GO): mRNA binding; protein binding; translation initiation factor activity
Source: RefSeq, a predicted model, not a curated record